CUCUGAAAUUCAGAUUACUGUGAAUCACACCAGAGGGCCACGACUAACACACCGAGCAAAAUUGAAUGUCAAAAUAUACUGUGAUGUCCUCUUUUAUCUAGCAGGAAUUUUUCCUGCUUCUUUCGAUUUGUAUGUCCUUUGCACUGCACACCAUCAGAAGAGGAAAAAUAUAUAUAUGCACAACAAAUACGCGCAGUUUAUACGCCACCCACAUUUUUUUUCUCUUUUCCUUUCCUUCAAUUCUUGCAGAUUUUUCUCGUUUCGCGUGAUUGUGUACUCCCCCGUAUCACAAAUUCUUAUCAAUAAAAUGAAAAAAAUUUAAGUGUAAGAACGAAAAACUGAAACAAUCUUGUAUUUAUAAAUAUAAAAAUUCAUCGUAAACAGUGAAAAAUGACUUAGAACGCAUUUUUUUCGUUGAUUUCAUUUUUCUCACAAUUUUUUUUUUUCUCGUGCUCGGACAAGAAAAAAAAUGGAUGACCAAGUACCAAAAUUUAAGAAAAAAUCAUUUACAACCAUUAGUUCAAAGACGAUUUACCAUCCAAUCGAAUCUUGUGGACAAUCUAUAUAUCCUCUUGAUUUAAAGAAUUUAAAUGAAAACCAAUAAGAAACUUUAAACGAAUAAGUAAUUCUGAGUUAAAAAGAAAAUGUAACAGAUAAACAUCGCGAAACUUAAACAACUCCAAUGCAAUGCACAACAUAAUCACCGAAUCAUAUGAUAAAAGCAGAAAAUAGAAAUAGAAAGUAGCCAAAACAAAACCGAAAGAAGAAAAUUAAAACGAAAACAAAAACAACGCAUAAUUGAACGCAAAUAACCAGAGCCAAAUUCAUCUGAUGAUUUGUGUGAACUAUGUCUUUAUCAUCUGAAAAGAUUUAUAAACGAAAACCAUCGAUUAUAGUGCGCCAGCAAUUAUUACAAGUUUUGUUGAGGAAAUACAUAAAAAAGGUUUAUUUUGGUGUGUUAAUCGACAAGAAAACAAAGCAGCAGCAGCAGCAGCAGCAGCAGCAGCAACCAGCAAACGAAAAAACAACAACAACUACUACUACUACUACCACUACUAAUAUUACUACUGAAGCAACCACAAAUUUCGGUGAUCGUCAAUUAUUACGCCAAGAAUAUUACAAUGAUAUAUAUGAGUGCCUAAUAAACUAUUGCAAAGUAAACAACAUAGCAAGUGCUAGAUUAACGGAAACACUUGAUCGAUUCACCACACUGACCAGUCGACGUGAAUUCAUCGAAUCGAUAAAAAAGAAUCGUUCCAAUAAGACACCAAAAGCAACGGACAAAAAUGACUGUGCCGAAAGCGAUAAAGGUGAAGUUUCAAAAUGCAGUAUGACAGUCACACGAACAAACGAAAAAACUUUUGACGAAAAUGAAGAAAUCGGCUGGGGAAAAAGGGUACAAGUGGAAUUAAAAAGAGAAUUGGGAGCAUCAUUUGGCGUAUGCAUUGUUGGCGGAACGGUCAAUAUAUCCAAUGAUGCGCAGCAAAUUUCAGGAAUUUUCAUUAAAAAUAUUAUCAAAUCAAGUCCGGCCGAAUUAUGUAAGCAGAUAAAAGUUGGUGAUAGAAUUUUAGCUGUAAAUGAUAAUGAUGUGCGUAAAGCAACACAAGAACAAGCAAUAAACUUAAUUAAAAAUGCCGGCUGCACCAUCAAAUUAGAUAUACAAAGCUUUGAUUUAUCGAACAUACCAAAUAAGACGACAAUGAAUAAAUCAGUAGAUGUAAAUAAUGAGAAAGCGCCUUACGAAACAUCAAAACAGAAUAACGAUGUACAAAAGUCAACUACAACGAAAAGUAGUGAAGGCGAGUCAUCGAACGAUGAUGAUUCUGAGGAGGAGGAUUCUUUGGGCAAAGUGGUAACCAAAGCCGGUAGAGAAAUUGAUCGAAAAUCGGCCGGCAACACCAAACGCUCCAAAGAAGAAGCUAAAACUGACGAAGAACCGGAAAAUGAAUUUGGAUAUACAGACAGAAAAAUCAAAAAACGUUACGGUAACUUGGGAAACGUUGUGCGCGUUCAGGUCAAUCGAUCGAACAACAACAUGGGAAUUGCAUUGGCCGGUCAUCGAAACCGGAACGAAAUGGGCUGUUUUAUAGCUGGUUUGAAUCCCAAAGGUGCGGCCAGCGCAAAGAAUCUUCAAGUUGGAGACGAAAUUUUAGAGAUUAACGGACACGUUGUACACAAAAUGUGUCAUUUGAAUGCGUCUGUUUUAAUCAAAGGAAUACCAGGCACUACACUCGAAUUUAUUGUUCUACGCAAAGAAUCCGCUUUGGAUAUUAUAGCUGUGAAAGCAGUUACUAAUUUCCCUGUCGCCUUCGAUCAACUCGAUCAUUUGCACUCGUGUUAUAAGAAUGUGCGCACUGUGAGCAUUCAAAAGAAUGGACCAAGUCUUGGAAUAAUGAUUAUUGAAGGGAAACAUUCGGAAUUGGGUCAAGGUAUUUUUAUUUCGGAUAUUCAGGAUGGUUCAAAUGCCGAUAAAGCUGGAUUAUUGAUUGGAGAAAUGAUUUUAGCCGUUAACAAAGAUCUUUUGGUCGAUUGCAACUAUGACUCGGCGGCAGCUCUAUUGAAACGUGCCGAAGGUAUCGUGACACUCAUCGUGUGCAAUCCGAAUAAAAAAGAUGAUAAUAAAGACGAAAAGAAGGAUGAAGCAACCAAGACGCCAAAAUCAGAGAAAAAAGACGGUACCGAAAAAUCGGGGAAGAUUAAAGAUGACGGUCCACCAGCUGACCCAUCCACAGCAAAAAUUGUAUCGAAUAAGGAAUCCAUCAUCGAAAUAAAUGCCAACAACAAAGGGCUCGGCUUAUUUGUAGCCGGCGGUAAAAUGCUUACACCACCAGUUGAUGGUGCAUAUAUAGUGUAUAUUUAUCCAAACGGUGCUGCCAAUCUUGAUAAAAGACUUCAGAUAUUCGAUAAGGUUACUGAAGUUGAAGGCAAAAAAAUCACAGCUGAUAUGUCGUACGGCGAUCUCAAAAAAGUAUUUAAACGACGGUAUUUGGUGGCGAAAUUGAUGGUUAUUCGCAAUGAUCCACCUCCAGUCAACGAAAUGGAUGUCGAAAUUGCGAAAAAGGCUGGCAAAGAAAUCGGAUUCAAUUUUAUUGAAUGCCAGAACCACGGCAUAUUAGUCACUGAUAUCGUCGCCGGAAGUCCAACUGCUUUUGAUAAUCGAUUAAUGGUGGGUGAUAUGAUAACGAGUAUAAACGGUGAAAAUGUUCGCAACGCCAGUUUCAUUGACUGCAUACUUUUGAUCAAAUCAUCGCAAAGCCGACUCGUGCUCAAAGUAUCACGUCCAGCAAUCAAAAAGUAGUUGCAUUCUAGUUGAUAUGGACACUGUCAUUUAGAUUAGAAUGAUACUAGCUGAUUAGAAGAAAACUUAUAUUUCACAAAAUUUCAGUGAGAAAACAAAAAGAAGAAACAAUUUACGAAUUGAAAAAGAAAAAAAAAAUAGAAGAAAAAGAUACAUUAUAUAUACUCCAUUAAUGACCAUUAUACCUCAUUGAAUUCAUCAUGUACAAAAGAAGAAGAACAGGUCAUGGUAAUUGAAACAAAGAUUUGAAUCCAAAUAUGGCUUUGUUUUUGUGGAUUUGACCAAGUUCCUUCACAUUUUCAUCCAAAGACCGUUUUCCAAAAACAAAACCAAGAAGAAAAAAAAAAACAAUUUUCUAUCGUUCUCAAAAUUUGAAAAUAUAUCUUUUGCCUUUUUUCGUUGCAUUCUUCUUUCGAAAACUUAGAAAGAAAAAAAAAUUGAAAAAAAAAAACAAUUUGAUAAAUUUAUUCGUCUUGAAAAAAAUAAUCAAAGUAGUUCUGUAUGUACCUGUGCAUAAAUGCAUAUAAUUAUAAUUAAUAUCAAAAUUUAUUAUUAGAUAAAAGAAAUGAGUAUUUAUCGAAUUUUCGAUCAAUUAGUCAAAGUUAACGGAGCGUUUCGUGUCAUGAAUGACGUAAACACAAGCCAUACCAUGUGUAGCAUUGAAAUAUGUUGUGUUCAAGACCAAGUCACAGAAGCAGUCGUUGUGAUUGACUACUGGUUUAUGGUUUUAUUUUAUUUUUUCGGAGUUUUCUUUUAUCAGUCGUUCGCUUUGAAAAUGAAAGUCGAAACAUAUAUGCAUACAUUAGAAUGUUUGUCUACUAGACUCGGUGUUUAGUUUAACCCUUUAUCACAUUUCGGUUUCUGAAGUAACCAGAUACGCCAGACGCUAUAGCUAUGAAACCACUAAAUAUUUUUACAUUCUUGUUUGGAAACAAAUGUAGGGAAAUGAACUAGCUUUCAUUUGAUACUUUACAGGCUACAAUCGGCUGGCUGAAUGGAAAGUUUUUUCUGUUCAUGUACUGCUGUAAAAAAAAAUGCGAAAUUAUAGCAGAAUUACACAUUUUUCCUCCUCUUAUCUUGUGGGUUUGUUCAUUCUUUUCAAUUGUCAAAUUAGGACUCGUAGGACCAAAACACAUCAAUUUAACUUUCUGCAUCAUUAGUUUUAUAAAAUUUAAUUUUUUCAAGCUUUUAUAGUGAUUUGACACUUUUGACUCUUUUCCGAUUUUCUCGACAAAUACGCAAUUUUUCAAAAAUCUAAGUAUGAGAUUUUUCUCUAUUUAUCGUGGCACAAAACAUAUAUCAAAAUGAUUCAAAAACAAAAAAUUGUGCAUCAAAGGGUUAAUGAGUGGAGCAGAUUCACCAGUUGAAUACAAUUAUCCCCCUUCGUUGGGCAUUGACCAUGUUCCGUGCCAACGAUGUGUCUUCUUGGCGAAUUCGAAGAAAACUCGUCGAAUAAAAUUUACAAAAAAAAAAAAAA
This is a messenger RNA of Sitodiplosis mosellana (orange wheat blossom midge), 4775 nucleotides long. RefSeq names its product inactivation-no-after-potential D protein (gene inaD). Bases 848 to 3298 code for a protein of 816 amino acids. The transcript is spliced from 17 exons. NCBI's taxonomy places the organism in Eukaryota, Metazoa, Arthropoda, Insecta, Diptera, Cecidomyiidae. The record is from RefSeq and is a predicted model, not a curated record. Gene Ontology annotation, molecular function: protein binding.